Molecule: messenger RNA, 537 nt
Organism: Notothenia coriiceps (black rockcod)
Lineage: Eukaryota; Metazoa; Chordata; Actinopteri; Perciformes; Nototheniidae
Gene: pebp1
Product: phosphatidylethanolamine binding protein 1
Exons: 2
Biological process (GO): negative regulation of MAPK cascade
Source: RefSeq, a predicted model, not a curated record
UUUAGGGAGUGGCAUCACUUUCUGGUGGUCAACAUGAAAGGGAAUGAUGUUUCCUCUGGCUGCGUCUUGUCUGACUACGUGGGCUCUGGUCCUCCCAAGGGAACAGGGCUCCACAGGUACGUGUGGCUGGUGUACGAGCAGCCGGGCAGCCUGUCCUGCUCCGAGCCCCCCCUCACCAACCGCUGUGGAGACAACCGUGGCAAGUUCAAGAUCCAGAGCUUCAGGCAGAAAUACAGCCUGGGAGCCCCGGUGGCGGGGACCUGUUACCAGGCAGAGUGGGACGACUACGUCCCCAAGCUGUACGAGCAGCUGGCCGGGAAAUAGAUGAAAAAAACUUGACCCCAUAGCGUUCAGCACUUAGAUUUCCGAUACGAGUUGCCAUUCUUGCAAGGAGCAAAAAAAAACAAACAGGAACCAAACAUUUUGUGUGCCACCUUAAAGUAUUUUUCUCUUCCCACUGAUGCCUACAAAUGCUGUGACAAAAAACUCAAUGACGUUAACUGCACUCUUCUGCAAUAAAACUGUUAAACGGUGAAA